Molecule: messenger RNA, 1587 nt
Organism: Stylonychia lemnae
Lineage: Eukaryota; Ciliophora; Spirotrichea; Sporadotrichida; Oxytrichidae
Source: the annotation of a GenBank genome assembly
AUGAAUGAAAAUAUUAGCAUCGAUGAGCAGCAAAAUGAAAUAUUGACGCCUCUUUAGAAUUCAAUCAUCUUUGACCAAUAAAUCAUAGAAGAAGAGUUUCUCACUUAAGAUGAAAUAAAUGCUCUGAGGAUGAUGGAUUAAGACGAGUUUUAGAAGUUCUGCUCCGAAAACAAUAUAAAUUCAGAGUAGUUUUAGUAGAAUUUAGAAACUUUUGGGGUUGAAAACGAUUAGAUUUACGAUGAGGACUAGAAUAAUAAAAUAGUUUAGAAUGACUAGGAUGAGGACUUCAAUGAAUUGAAGAUUGAUGAGCAGAGGCAAUUUGAAAUGUCUGAGAAAAACUUAAAUGAAGAGGAGUAUGAUGAGGAGAAUGAUAAAGAUGAAAGUGGAGGCUCUGUUUAUGAAGAGCAAGAGAGCGAUCAUGCUGAUAAUGAGGGAUAAUCUACUACGGUCUAAUCUUAAAUUCCAGAUAAACAAUAGUAAAAAGAGGGUUUUCUGAGAGAGAUGACUUACUCAGUCUAUGGUGAAAAUUUAGAGAAUUCUCUAAAAUUACUCUCAUAACAAAAAACAAUCUAACUGAUUGAUAAAAAAGAUCCUAAGUCAAAGAGGGCGUUUGUUACCGCAUAAUGCUAGCAAGUUUAUCGCUCUAAAAAAGUUCUACAGAGAAUAGCUGAAGAGUUGUAACAAGUUUAACCUUACUCAUAGCCUAAUUUAUACCAAGCACAUAUCAUUGAUAAAAAUGCAAGGUUGUCCAUUCAGUCUAAAUUCAAGAGGCAAAUCGGUUAAUUAAAUGAACUUUCUAGUAAGUACUGCUUGCUUGAUGAUUACAAACAAAAUGUAAUUGCUGAUUUCGUUCCUUAGAAAAAGAAGGAAUUCAAUUCUUUCUUAAAUAUCUAAAACCUAGAAACUGAUGAAAAAAUUUCAAAUGAUAUGGUUGGAUUUUUCAACGAUUAUCAAAAUCGAGUAUACUAAGUAGCUGCUUCUAAAAUGAGAGUUUUAAGAAUAAUGCAGCCCCAAUUGAAAAUUCAAAAUAAUAACAUUAGUAAUGGUUAUGCUACUUAACCAAUAACUCAAAGGAAACAAAACUACUCUUAAAUAGCUUCUUAAAAAUCUAUUGAAGUCGAUGUUUACAGAAGGUUUAGAUAUAACUUUUACUAUUGGCUUAAAAAUUUUAAACAAACUGAAGAUGGCCAAUUUUAGUUUGUGGAUCCAGCUACAAAUUAGCAAGAAUAGAAAUUAGCUAAUACUUAGAAAAAUUUGAUUGGAGUUGUGCUUGAUCAAAAUCAUCGUUAAAUGCUAAUGGACAAAGCAAAAAGUAACAUAAAUUCUCUUAAUAACAGUUUGAAUGCGAAUAAAACUCCAAAUGGAAAUCAAACUAUUAAAUUGCGUAAAAGAAUACAAAUCGUCAGUGAACCUGCAGCUAAUGAUAAUACCACUCCAGUAGCAAAUAUACAAGAUGACUCAGGAGAUAGAACUGAAAGAUUAAAGACAACAGCUAAUUAGAUUGUUUAAGAAAAUAAUUUUGAUUCAAAGCUCAUGACUUCCACUAUCGACUAAUAAAAAAGUAAGUUUAGAAAUUACUAAAGUUGA